Molecule: messenger RNA, 2943 nt
Organism: Kockovaella imperatae
Lineage: Eukaryota; Fungi; Basidiomycota; Tremellomycetes; Tremellales; Cuniculitremaceae
Exons: 2
Coding region: 406-2736 (776 amino acids)
Source: RefSeq, a predicted model, not a curated record
UUUAAGAAUUUCAGCCACGUGCUGACUUGAAUCCUAAUGACUGCUCUGACCGGUUUUUUCUAAUGAGCCAUUAGUAAAUCCCACACCCGCUAUCCGCAUCCAUGACUCUCUAACCUCUCACGUUUGCUUGUUGUAUCUUCCGUUCUCUUCCUCACAUGUCUCGUGUCAUGCUCUGCCUUUUGAAACGUCGAAUUUGAAGCAGUCCAACGUGUCCUGCUGAAUACCUUUGGUCGUCCAUAUCCGGCAGCCGUUUCAUGUCAUUCAUACGGUAACUCUUUCAAAUUGGCAGGCAGUCCGACAUUUCUCAACGACCUCGUGAACACCGUCACUGUCCCGCUUGGAAUCCGCUACCUCUAGGAUAUUCUGACGCGUCGAGCUUUCUAGCAAUCAGAGCAGUUCAAGAGCAUGACCACCAUGGCCUCGUCCACAGCGACUCAAGUGCCAAAUUGGGAUGGUCAGAUUGUCCCUGCGCUCAAGAAACGCCUCGAAGGCGAAUCCGUGUACUUGUCGAGCAGAUUAUCCGGUACGAAUUUUCCAGAAGCUGAAUCCUCCAUACCUGCUCCAGCUCCAUCUGGACCUUCUUCGUCAAAGCCUGCAGCAUCUUCCAUACCACGAGCCAGGACCAAAUCAACACCUCUGGCCAUCGGUCCUGGUCCAGCCGCUCGCCCAGGCACAUCGUCGAAUAAAAGGUGGCAAGAACCUUCGAACAUUCCUGUUGGCGUCCGGUCACCACAUGCAAGUGGUCGACAGGCUAAGCGUGAUCCAAGUCUAUCGACCUUGAGUCCAGAUUUACAAGCUUCAUCGACAUUAUCUCCUCCCGCUGCUAUUCCUUCAGCUUCUUCCUCCCGCCGCCCAUCUCUAGACGCCCCUCGGUCGGAAGCCUCCUCAUCUUCCCAAAUCAUCCAUCGACAACGAUCUAAAUCAUCUCUUGGUCCCAGACCUAGCGUUUCCCGCUCUCCCCGAGACAAUGGCAGCACCCAUAUCAUGCCGUCCAGUAUUCCCGUCUACACUGGUCGGUUGUCCCCGAAUAGAUCACCUGGUCGAUCCCCUCAUCCUUCGCCAGGGCAGUCUUCCAUCUUGGACUUUUCGGAUUCGGGUCGGAAUUCCCUCGAGCUGGAUUCUGGAAGCAAGAUACGAGAAGGGUUCAUCAAGAAUGAGCUCCCACCCUUCCGAAUGAUGCCGGAUGAAGCGAUGAGAAUAGCGGAGAACGGCCACGAUAUACAAGAUGAAGAUGAUCAGUUCGCUUUCGGACUUAUGACGGACGAAGAAGAAGGGGACAAGACAGAGAGCCCGGUAGAAAUGUCCAAGGAGCAUCAACCUGGAGACUUUGGCGAGAUGCCUGUGGAUAAGCGGAAACGGGCGGAAACGAUGAAAGCUAUACCGAGCAAAAAAGCCACGAGACCACUCGGAACGAAGAGUACCGGUGCAGCUACGCUGAGCGCUCGGCCGUCUACGGGAUCCGCAUCUAGCAAGAUUUCUGGACUCCCUCGGUCCGCUACCACAGGCUUAGGUUUCGGUCACCCUUCGACACGAGUCGCAGGACCAUCCAAAGGUCGAUCAGCUUCUGGUCAGCCAACCGGCUCAGCCUCAGUCUCGGCAUUGUCAGGCUCGAGAUCAGCUUCCAUGAAUGUUCUUGCCUCUCAGCCGUCCUCGACUUUUCGUCUGGGAGUCGCUGCCCAUCUCAUCCCUCCUGAGAAUCCGUACACCCCUCCGAAAGGUGUCAACCCCGAGACGAUGCCUGUACCAACUGUCGCAAAGCGUCUAGAGGCCGAAGCAGCUCAGAAGUCCGGCUCAGGCCCCCAGGAUGAUGACCUGGUAGUGGAAUGGGAUAAGAAUGGAAAACCGAUAAAGUGGAUCAAAUGGAACAAGAAGAACGAAGGCGGACUAGGUAGCAGCGCCGAGCAGGAUCAAGCUGAAGCAUCUGGUGAGACUCUGAAAGGCUCUGCCUUGGGUCCCAAUGCUUCGCUCGCAAAUCAAUCGCCCGCAACGUCGUUCGAGCACCAUUUGGGAACAGAGAUAUCUCGGUCGAGCUCUUCCAAGAGACUUGCUCCGAAACGUUCGACGUCGUCGCUACGCCAAGGCUCUCCAAGCCCAAGCAUUGCUCCUCCACUCCCGAACAACACUGGAUUGGAUCCUUCUCAGCAGCCCGGAUCUUAUCCUCUACGACCCAAGAGAUCAGCUGAAAAUAUUCCCUUGGCGACCCUAGGUAACCUUCCCAGGACUGCAUCAGGACCUUCGAACACGUUCCACGAUUCGUCUGUGGGUUCUCACGGAGCCUCGACUUCAUACGGGACGCCUUCUGCUCCUAUGGCUGAAUGGGGCACCCCGAUUCAUCGACAGCCGAGUCCGGACAAGUUGACAAGGUCACACAGCACGUUGUUGAAAAAGGACAAAUCAGGCUCCAUGUCUCGACAACAUUCUGCGAGUGGCGUCAGCAGCGGUGAACCUUCAAAUUCGGCGAAUGAUAAAAGCAUCGAUAGGCGUGGGGCGCACGGUCCUACUCAAUCGUUUGAUGGUAUGCCAAAAGCCUACGGGGAUUUCAAUUUUGGUCCAUUGGGUUCAGGUGAUCCCACAAUCGGUGCCAAUGGUGGAUCUCGACCUGUGCCCAUCACCCCUGGAACGACGCACAUGAUUCAGGAGACAGCUUAUAAAGACAAAUACAAGCAGCCUGCGGCGCCUAGAGGGAAGAGUAAGGACGAUCAUGUGGAUAAAGGAUGUGGAUGUGUCGUCAUGUAAAGGUGCUCUCGCAUGUUUCGUUCUGUAUCGGUGUACUCUGUCUCGUGGCACACGAACAUUAUUGUGCAUGCACCGUCAACAGGGGCAGAUGUCCUCUCGGAUCUCCGAAGCGCCAUUCCUCUAACAAUGGCACGAAUGCAUGAUGAGGCCUGGCCAGGGUAGUUGUGCCACUCUGCUCUCAGCUGUGUGUGUGCGCCCUUCACUCCC